Molecule: messenger RNA, 2020 nt
Organism: Aspergillus sclerotioniger CBS 115572
Lineage: Eukaryota; Fungi; Ascomycota; Eurotiomycetes; Eurotiales; Aspergillaceae
Exons: 1
Coding region: 154-1929 (591 amino acids)
Source: RefSeq, a predicted model, not a curated record
UAGCUAGGCAGGGCUUAGUUGACUGACGUACCCUGUCAGCCACAGCCACACUCUUCGCCGUCAUUCUUAUCCGUACCAGGCGCCGCCACCCCCGUCUCUUUUGUCAAUGCUGAGCUCGGAGAAUUGACAGACGUUGUCGCAUCCCCUGAGAUAAUGUUAUUCAACCUUGGUCUGACAGCGGAUGCGGCAGCAGCUCACGAAAACGAAUACCUCGGUUCUCCUUCCGAAGCCCAGCUGCCUGGUCCCACGCGCCAUUCGUCCCCGGCCAUUUCAUUCGCCUCCCUCCCAUCUUGGGGCCUGGGAAACAUCUACAGCCGGCACAAAACCCCGGAACCCGACAUGACGCAGCGUACAAUGCCGCGGAAGGUGACAAUAGAUACAUUAUCUUCGAGCGAUGACGAGCGCUCAACCAUCGCGCCAGUUCUAGCUCCAUCAAGGAUCGCCCGUUCGCAAUCGCAAUCGGUUCGGAAACAAUCGUCGCGGCCUAAAACGUCAUACCAACUAGCGCAUCCCGCGGGUCACGCACGCCAUAGGCGACUAAAGCUUCGACCGAAGCUUCUCUUGCAGCUCCAACGUGUCUCGCAAACCCCACGACCCCUCCCCAUUUUGGAUGUGUUGCCCUCGACCGUCUUCCUGCCUCCUCUAGCUCGCAAAUUCCCGACGAUAUUCCGCGGCAAGAAGGGAUUAGGCCCAAACGACCUCAUUGUUGUGACAAGCGAUCUCUAUGAGCGGGCGCACGGGGAUGUUGGGGAUAGACAUCUGAGCUCCGAUGAUGAAAGUGGGGAGCAGCGUGAGGUGGUCGCUACGAUAUGCCAGCUCUUCAGGGACGAUGCUCUUUCGAAAGGGAAAGCGGAGAUCUGCCUAAACCAUGGACCCGUAUGGGAGGCCACGCCCCUUGCAAAUGGCUCUUAUGAAUUUGUGGCCAAUACCGACCAUGGUGUCCGAGUCCUACGGUGGGUUCUGAGAGGAGGAGGAAAGAAUCGUCGUGUGUCUGCACCCCCAGGUUUCGCAUCGCAGGAGGACGGCAAGCGUUUCACGUUCAGUGUGAUCAAUCCCAACACUCGUCGUCACCCGGUUGUUGGCACAAUGACUCGCAAUUACCUCGAGGUAUACGAUGAGUUCUCGAUGCCGACGGCUUCAGGCAUUGCUAGCUCACCGACCUCCGCCAUGUCCGUGAUGAGCGAUCUGUCAGAGAUGGAUGAUUCCUUGGAUCGGAAAGUCAUGACAACUGACAAUGAACUUCGCAUGUUGAUCAUUGUUACUAGCAUAUGGGUAGCAUUUAGAGAGGGCUGGUCACACAAUUUCACCUAUGAUGACUCGGCCUUGGCGCUUAACUCUAAGACGAUGUGUCCGUCGAGACACAGCUCGCCAACUGCCGUGAGAGUGGAUAGUGAUAAACUCUUUGAACAGGAGAACGGUCAAGAUGAUGGACCUGCCCCGAAUGGUUCGAGACCUCGCCUCUCGACUUCGACAUAUGUACCUUCGCAAACCACGACUUCCGACCGGUCCGCAUUUGGCAGCUUAUCAAGGCGCUCCAAUUCGACUGGAGCAGCAUUUAUUGAGCGGACCAACCGUCGUGCUUCUGGUAGCAAUGGUCGACUCAAUCGACACAGUACACUUUCCAGUCCUCGCGAGCAGAGACAGGAUGAGGCCGCAGAAGCCGCCCCUGCUCGGCAGGACUCAAAGAGCCGCCGGUUAUGGUCCCAUAGGAAAUCCGACAUUCAAGACCCCAAAAAAGCCACUACUCCCGACCAGAAACCAGAUCGGUCCCAGGCUUUCGAAAGCCAUCAGUCCCGUCCAGUAGAGACGUCUCGCGACCUUGGCGCGAAGCCAUCGGCUGGGGAUUCGGCUCCUACAAAAGGAAAGCGUCGCCAUCGGAUUAGCAGCCUAUUUGACUUCAUCAUCCGAAAGACCGGACAUCAUCAUUGAGUGAAGCCUGGAGCUUACGUCAUAUUCCCAACUCAAAAAACUGGCGCUUUCAUCUGCUCUCAUACUUCCUUCGAUUCGUAUCUCCCUCUUG